AUGGAGGAUAAAUCCCCUUCUCUCUGUAGGCUGUGCGAUGUAAAAUUCGACAGUCCAAGUGAAUGGCGACAGCACGCAAAGAGCGACUGGCAUGUCUACAAUCUCCGAAUGAAAAUCGCAGAACCUGGGGCCGUCAUAUCACCGCCAUUAGCAUCACAGAGCACAAAAAGAACAUCAUCACCAAAGGGAAAGAAAGCUGUAGAGGUGGAAGAUGAUGCAAACUUGAACGAUGAAUCUGGUGAUGACAGUGACGGUGAUGUGGAUGGUGGCACAGAGCUUUCCGCACAGCUGGAAUUUAACUCCGGACAAUGUCUCUUUUGCGGCGAGAAGCACGAAAACUUUGGCGAAAAUCUCGAGCACAUGUCCAAAGCACACAGCUUCACCAUCCCUCAACCAGCCUAUCUCAUAGUCGAGCCCGAGACGCUCGUCGGAUACUUGCACCUCGUCAUCCACGGAAACGGCGAAUGCAUCCUAUGCGCCGCACGUCGCAGCACUGUCGAAGGAAUCCAACACCACAUGACCGCCAAAGGACACUGCCGCUUCAACGUCGCAUCAGACCUAGCCGAAUUCUACGAUGUUCCUUCGCGGGAAUACCAAGCCGGCGAGAAAUCCUUGCGGCUACCUUCGGGGAGACUUCUCAGCCACCGGACAGGACCAAGCCGAUCAGCCCUGGCGAGAAUAGCUCGCCAAUCAGCAGAGCGCCACUUGGAAGAUAGUACGACCACGGCGUUGGCAACACGACCAAAUGAAUCAGAGCUUGUUCCGGCGCAGAACAACGACGACAAUCCUCCUCUAGCAGCACCGUCCACGCAGCUAUCACAGCUUAGUCGGGGCGACCAGCAAAGUCUUGCACAUCUACCUGAUCAUGAAGUGCGAUCGCUCCUCGCAACCAGUGCGAGGGCCAUUGAUCAAUCGAAACGAGAAGAGCAGCAUUCGCAGCUCGGACUUGCGCAGGCGGGGAAUACAACGUUGACUGGGCAUUUUAGAAUGGAUACGUCUAAGCGAUUCAGAGGACCUUGGGGUUAGGGCGAUGUCAUACAUCCAGCGGUUUUGGAUUGUUUAACAAAACUCUUUUCCCUUUUCCCCUCUUUUCUUUCUAGUAGCGAGAGCGUUGUAGAUGCAUCUAUAGCGAAUACAGUUCUAUUACAAUGCAAAUGACAGUUUAGUAAAUGUGAAACGGCCAUCUAGGUCGGCAAAGUUACCAGAUAAGCUUAGAAUUUUGGAGUACCUGCAGCUUAAAUGCAGAGUGAAGCAAGAUAUUCGCUUUGAUUCAACUGCCACUCGUCUGAAUGGGGAAUGCUAUACAAAAUACAAUAUGCCUAAUAUAAAGAGUGCACAUAUAGAUGCGAUUUAGUCUGACCCUUAAAUCGAUCAUGCAUAAUUAUUCUAUUUACUUGGCUGUAAUUCCACGCAGAUUUUGACAUAGCAAAAUAAAUGACCCGUGCAUAUAAAAAAAAAAAAAAAAGAAAAAAGAAAACAAGACAAAGUAAAAUAGGUGCUGGAGAGUCCGUUUCCUUCUCAUACCCUUGAUCCCUCCCAUUCAGCCGUGAACAUCCGUCCUCAGCCCAGACCCAACAAUUUCCACCUUAUCCAUUACCGUGGCCUUCCCUUCCUAACAAAUCCUUCCAGCUCAUGAUAACAACCAGGUUACGUCCGCAAACACAUUUGAAAGAGAUAUUGUCUUCUCUCUCAUAAAAGGGUAUAAUAUGCCUAUUCAG
Molecule: messenger RNA, 1718 nt
Organism: Trichoderma atroviride IMI 206040
Lineage: Eukaryota; Fungi; Ascomycota; Sordariomycetes; Hypocreales; Hypocreaceae
Biological process (GO): ribosomal large subunit biogenesis
Cellular component (GO): preribosome, large subunit precursor
Source: RefSeq, a predicted model, not a curated record